CUGGUCCCCUGAAGCGGCUGGGGCUGGGCUGCUUCCUCGCAGGACCGAAGGCGGCGGCAGCGGCAGCAGCAGCAGCAGCAGGAGCAGCGCUGGGGGCCUUGCUUUCUUGGCCUCCAUUUUGAAGGCCGGGCCCUUCGUCCUGCGGAGAGCAGCGCCUCGGAUCUGCCAGGGUAUAGUGAGCAACACUGAAGAGAAAACUGAGCUAUGGAAGACAGAAUUCAGAGUCUCUGAAAAUACUGUGAAAUGCUGACUACCAACACUGAGUACAGCCAGCCCCAUGAGAUCAACUACGGAGGUAAAGCCGGAGUAGAGGGGAUGCCACGGACAAGGCCCGCAAAACCCGUUCGAGGCAUAAGGAAGCGUAAAGACUUUGUGGUGUAUCAGGGAACGCAGGCAGAAGAAAAACCUAACAUCUGCAUUGAGUGUGGGAAAACUUUCAGCCAGAACUCCAGCCUGGUCAACCACCGUCGAACGCAUUCUGAGGAGAAACCAUUCACAUGCCCUGAUUGUGGGAAAAGCUUUGGGGUCAGCUCCAGCCUGAACAGACAUCAGAGAAUCCACACAGGAGAGAAGCCCUAUAAAUGCAACGAGUGUGGGAAAAGGUUCAACGACAAAUCCAACUUGACCCAGCACCAGCGGAUCCACACAGGAGAGAAGCCUUACAAGUGCAUCGACUGUGGCAAGUGCUUCAGUCGCAGCUCCCACAAGAAGCAUCACCUGCGUCACCCACUGGGCAAGAAACUGGGCAAGGGGAACCAGGCUGACGGUGCUUGUGCCGCAGCCAGUGGGAAACCCAAACCCAAGCGGAAGAUGGGGAUGUUGAACACCUGCACUGAAUGCUGGCAGAGCUUCAGCCAGAAUGCAGACCUUGUCAAACACAUGCGCAUUCACACUGGAGAGAAACCCUAUCAGUGCAGUGUUUGUGAAAAGUGCUUUAGCGUCAGCUCCAACCUUUUUAGACACCAGAGAAUCCACACUGGGGAGAAGCCUUAUGUAUGCUCUGACUGUGGGAAGAGGUUCACCGACAAAUCCACCUUGGUGCAGCACCAGAGGAUCCACACUGGGGAGAAGCCCUAUGCCUGCAGGUUUUGUGGCAAGAGCUUUAGUCACAGCUCACAUCACAAGAGACAUGAGAAGAUCCACAAGGGAGAGUACCCCUUGUUGACGUACCCAACCUCGCUGAGCUAGCACAGUAGCAUGCGAGGGGAAAGAAAGGUUACACACAUUUUUGAAUCUUUUUUCCAGAAGCAUACACAAGCCAUUCAGAAAGCCUGCAGCAAAAGCUUGAGGAUGGGAGGAAAGAGGUUGGCACUGUCAUGCCUCCAUGUAGUGACAGACCACCAAAGAUCAGUUCAGCAAGUCUUGGAUAAGUUAUCUGUACAGGAGGAGAGCAUCCCAUUCAAAAAGUGAUGUGCUGAGCUCUGCAGCAAAAUGACAGGGGAAAGAUUUCCCAGGAGCACAGGGAAUAGCAUAUUUUAAAGGCUGCCACAUUGAGGAAACUCCUGAAAUAUAAACAACAGCAAUCCAUAAACAAUACUGACCAUAUCAGGAUGGUGGUGUUAGCUAGAACCUUUCUUCUGGCAUGCUAGCUUUCUAUAUACAAGAAGGUAUUUGUUUCUUAAACCAGUUUUCAUAGAGUAGUGUUGCAUAGUGGUUUGAAUGUUGGACUAUGGAGACCAGGGUUCGAUUCCCAACUGGGCUCUAAAACCCACUCGGUGAUCUUGGGCAAGUCACAUACUGUACUCUCAGUCUCAGGAGAAGGCAGUGCCAAACCUCCUCUGAACAGAUCUUGCUAAGAAAACCCCUUUGAGUGGCCAUAGGCUGGAAAUGACUUGCAGGCACACACAGAGAAAGAGUUAUACCUCAGUUAACACAGAAAAGGUGUUCUUGUGCAUUACUUCUUUUAACUGAAAAUUUGUUAAUAGAGGUAGAAAUAACAUGGAAAGAAUGGGGAUAACUUUGUAGACCACACACAUACAAAGAGGAACAGUUCAACAUCUUUCAGCAAACUUUUUUUUUUCAGACUAGCAGAACCAACAUAUGAAAUGAAACAUCAGGUCAAGUAAACCUGGCAUUAGUAAAAACAGCAUUUUGAACUUUCCUGAGGCCACUUGAAAGCUUAUAGCAAAAUGCACUCAGAGUUGUUGUUUUCUACUUUCACCAACUUGAACUUUUCUUAUGAUAGCUUAUUUUGGUGGCUAAACUUAUAAUGCUGCAUUUUAACAGGCUGAGGGUAGCUGUUGAGGUAGACAAGUCUGCUUUCCCCAUUUCUUUCUGUUUCAUUGUUCACUCAUUCUCAGGGAUUUUGGAAGCAACUGCUGUUUAUCUCUUCUGUUGUAAACUGGCACACACAGCUACAGUAGGAUCCCAUUGUUUCCCAGAUCAAAAGUUUCUGCAUUAUUUACUGCAGACAUGUUGCUGCAACCCGAUACUGAAAGUCUGUGUUUCUCCAGCCCUCUGUUGCCAUCCUUCCAGUGCCAAUGUUGCAAAAAAAACCAAAAACAAAACCUCCAGGUAGACAGCAGGCCGGGUGUAAAAAGGCUUUGUAAAAAAAGAAAGCUUGUUUGCCAUAGGCUUUGUUAACUGAGGUAUGCUUGUAUUCAGAAGUCUGGCCCUCUGCCCACACGCUGAAGUGGUCCAGUCCAAGAAAGACCAUUUGACAGAACAUAGAUCAGCCCUUAGGCUCUGUUCACAGAAUCGUAGCGUUGGAAGAGACCACAAGGGCUAUCCAGUCCAAUCUCCUGCCACACAGGAAUACAUAACCAAAACAUCCUGCCUCUUUUUAAAAACUUCCAAAGAAGGAGACUCCACCAGAGACUAUUGUCUUCCUGUUGAGAUUGCUCUGAUGAUGAAUUAUCUGUUAAACUUCCAUGGUGAAUGUCUUUAUUGAAUACCCUUUUCUGCUUUCUUCUAACCUCAAAUAUUUUCUGAUACUUGGGGUGAGUGGGACAACUUUAUUUACAAACUGCACAGUGACUGUGAUCCCACUACAUUAUAAAGCAUUUCCUCAAUAGGCUCAGGAGUCUUGGGUAAUGCUUAUUCUUUCCAAAACGUAAAUUGUUGUGUAGAUCUUUCAUUCCAGUUUUUCAAUGUACUUAUCAAAGUGGGAUAGGGCAGGGGGAUCAGAACUGGUCCCAGUAACAGCACCAGUCGAAGAUGAACUUGCACCUCAUCUUCCGAUGAGAGUUGAAAUAGGACUUUGAAAGCUCUCCAAAAUGAACUGGGCUUGUAUUUAACUAUUGUGAAUAACCAAGAUUGUUAGAUGAAAACAUUGAGUGUAUUGUAUUUACCCUUUCUGUAAGACAUCUUUUACAAAUGUUUCUCAUACAUAGAAUGUCACCUGGGAAGCAGACUUCUUUGCCUCCUACAUAUUGUAGCACUGUAACCUACCAAACAUAGAGUUCUCUUGUUAUAGCACAGAAUAAUAAUAAUAAAAAAAACUGCAUUUUUCCACCUGUAAAACCCAUUCAUGUUCUCAAGCACUAACUAUUCUUGGUUUUCCUAUCUUUUUUCUUUAACAGUAUAGUCGAACAGGUUUGUUUGUUUUGAAUGGACAUGAUGGCAGUGUAUAAAAGGCUGGAUUACCUUUGCUUCUAUCUCUGUAUAUUUGCUUUGCAUGUACUUAACAUAAUGUGCCUCAGAAUAAGAAGAGGAGAAUGCAUGUUCAUAGAUUUAGGCUGUUUUGCACUUCUUCCCUUGGACUGUUUCACGUAAUUGCUUUAUGACAGGCUCCCAGGGCCACUUUGCAGUUGAGAUGCCAGUCUCUUGCAUUUAUAUUUAGGUGCACUGGGGAAGGAGAGAUGAACCCUGAAUGCACAUGGCAUAUCUGUCCUUAUUUGAGCCUGACUGAAGUUCUAACAGUGUUCCAGCAGUGACAACUGUGUGCUUGGUGCAUCAGUUUCCUGGAAUCAUAGAAUUGGAAAAAACCUCAAGUCCAACACCAUCCUGCCAUGCAGGAACACACAAUCAAAGCCCCCUCCCUGCCCCCUGACAGAUGGCAUCUGUGACUUUGUGGAUUUCUGAUUUUGGGUGUGUACUUUAGAGUAAAUUUUCUGCCAACUCCCUUCAGGGCUGCUUUUUCCUUUCAUUCUCUCAACUGUCUUGGCCACACUUGUGCUUCCAACCGGAACCCUGUUGAAUCCCUGACACUGCCAUGAUUUUCCACAGUCAGAUCCUGCUGACAGUAGAUGCUCUCACCUGGGUGCUUGCAAGCCUUAAAUAGGACAUAAGCUGACGCAUCUUUUUUAAAAUUGCGCCCCCCCCCCAACUGAAACCAGUGGGAAUCAUCUUUUACACCUC
Sceloporus undulatus (fence lizard) is the source of this 4299-nucleotide messenger RNA. Its product is annotated as zinc finger protein 501-like. NCBI's taxonomy places the organism in Eukaryota, Metazoa, Chordata, Lepidosauria, Squamata, Phrynosomatidae. Bases 244 to 1188 code for a protein of 314 amino acids. The transcript is spliced from 2 exons. The record is from RefSeq and is a predicted model, not a curated record. Gene Ontology annotation, molecular function: RNA polymerase II cis-regulatory region sequence-specific DNA binding; DNA-binding transcription factor activity, RNA polymerase II-specific. Gene Ontology annotation, biological process: regulation of transcription by RNA polymerase II.